This is a messenger RNA of Hippoglossus stenolepis (Pacific halibut), 3936 nucleotides long. It is a transcript of the gene heg1, whose product is annotated as heart development protein with EGF-like domains 1. The transcript has 14 exons. Gene Ontology annotation, molecular function: calcium ion binding. Gene Ontology annotation, biological process: heart development. Lineage: Eukaryota; Metazoa; Chordata; Actinopteri; Pleuronectiformes; Pleuronectidae. The record is from RefSeq and is a predicted model, not a curated record. Bases 1 to 2784 code for a protein of 927 amino acids.
AUGGAAACGUGGUUUUUGAAUCACGUCCUCGGGCUGUCUCUGUCGCUGCUGCUGCUGCUGGGUCUGCCGCGGCCCCUCGGGGCAGGGACCCCCGCCAGCAACAGCUCGGAUCCCGGAUCCAGCAUCAGUAGCAUUAGCAGCGGCAGUAGCAGCGGUAGCAGCAGCAGCAUCAGUAGUAUUAGCAGCGGCAGCAUCAGUAGCAGCGGCAGCAGCAGUGGCUGGAAGGACUUAGGUAUCACAGACCUGGUGCCCAGCGUCUCCCACCCUGUGUCCUGGAAGGCCAGAUCCUGGACGUUGACAGAGGACGCCAGCCUGCCCCAGGACCACCCAGACACCACUCUGCGGCUGCGAGACGCCACAGCCUUGGCGUCGCAGACAGCCAUCCACACCGACCGCACCUACACUUCCUCGGCCAACAGCCGAGGAAGGGAGAGGACCCUGCUGUCCGUCACCUCCUCCUCUAACAACAGCACCUCCUCUGCAUUCACAGAGGAUUCCAACUCCCAUCAGCCCCCCUCUACCUGGGGUGUUCCGGCUCGGGCCACAGAGACUGAGGACUACACCCACAGCGCCCCAUCCACUCGGACUGACAGCAGGGACGCAACAGACGAACACAUGACCCAGUCCUUCAAGGGGACGUUUUCAGAGACUGGGAGCCCAGAAGGGUCCAGAGGAACCCAGAGUUUAACUCAACCACCAAACGCCACCUGGCAUCAACAAACAUCAGAGUCUGAGGAGACCUCCGACUCGACGCCGCCUCUCAGUGUGACAGAGCUCAGCACUGACCAAUCAGACGUAACAGUUUCCUCCACGCCUCCUGUCACCUCAGCCACAGGAGGUCCGACCAGCAUCUCAGGGACAGAGGUGGAGACGGUAUCUGAUGUGGGAAGCUCCACCGAGGCCUCGCAGAGCUUCAGCACUCUGAACCAGGAGGGCACCGAGGGGCUGUCAUCCCAGACCAGAGAGGAGACUAUGGGCCCGGGUCUGACAACAGCGCCUCCUACAGUCAGAAGCAAUACACAUGAUAUGGAUGACUUUCUGACAGACACUCCAGUGCUGGUUACUGAAGUCUCUCUCAACACUUCACCUGUUACUGUCACAGAAAGAUCACAGAUAACAGAAGAAGAUACUUUUAAAGCCUUCCCCUCCUCCACCAUAUCCACCAGCAGCCCUCCUCUACCAGCGACCUCAUCCUCCCGUUUCAGCAGCACCAGCACCAGCAGCAGCACGACGUCAGAGUUACUCACCGAGGCCACCGUCACUUACACCACACCCCCCACCACAGCCUCCACCCCAGCCCUGCAGACCACAGCAGGGCACACAACUCGCCGUGCGUCAACGAGCCAAACCCAGGGUCCCUCAACAGAGAGUGCUAACCCCACAAAAGGCACCACCCUGCAGAUAGAAACAGGCACUCUGGGAGGUACCACCUCUCACGACCAGUAUGUCACCACGCCCAUCACCCACAGCACCCCGACCAGGAGCACAGAGGUCCUGCACUCCACCGGGAGACCGAGUGAGAGGGGGACCACAGAGCUGGUGGUUACUACGUCACCCACUGACAUCCAACCCACCAAGGCACCGCCACCACCACCACCAAGAAACCCCUGUAUGUCAAACCCUUGUUUGAACGGAGGGAUGUGUGUGAGCUACAAAAGGCAUCAGUUCACCUGUCAAUGUCAGCAGGCGUGGACGGGACCGACCUGCAACCAGGAUAUGGAUGAAUGUGAGAGGGACCCCUGCCCGGUUGGCUCCAGGUGCGUGAACACACGAGGCUCCUUCAGCUGCGAAUGUGCGCUCGGCUUCGACCUCGAGGACGGACGCACCUGCACCAGAGCAAAGACAUUUCUGGGAACGUUCAGCUUCAACAGGCUGCCACAAGACCCUGUAAUCUUGAAGAGCUCCACCAUGCAUGAGAUCCAGAGGGAGAUUAUUCAGCUGCUCAAUGCGUCGUUGUCAGUCCUUCAAGGCUACAGCCGCUCGACUCUGAGUAAGAAAGAAGAGGACGGGCUUCGUAUCUUUGCUGUCAACAUGUUUUCCAUCUCCACCGAUGUGACGAGCGCUGAAGUCUACAACAGCAUCCAGAUGUCUCUGAGCAACUGCAGCUCUUCCAUGGCGCACUGCCGUAUGGUCCUGAACCGCCAAUUCACUUAUACCGUGGAGAGUCUGUGUGUGGCUCAGAAGGCUCAGUGUGACACCGAGCGCUCCACGUGCACAGACAGCGGAGGCACAGCGUACUGCCAGUGUCUUCAAGGAUACUACAAACACAAUCCUGAGGACUUGUCCUGUCUCGAUUGUGGGGAUGGCUACAAGCUGGAAAACGGCACCUGUGUCCUGUGCACGUUUGGAUUUGGAGGAUUCAACUGUGGAAAUUUUUACAAGCUGAUCGCAAUUGUGGUAUCACCUGCAGGGGGCGCUAUGCUCCUCAUCCUCAUCAUCGCUCUCACUGUCACUUGCUGCAGGAAAGAUAAGAAUGACAUUAACAAGAUCAUCUUCAAGAGUGGAGAUCUGCAGAUGUCCCCUUACGCUGACUUCCCCAAAAAUAACCGCAUAUCCAUGGAGUGGGGCCGAGAGACGAUCGAGAUGCAAGAGAACGGCAGCACCAAGAACCUGCUGCAGAUGACUGACAUUUACUAUUCUCCCGCGUUGCGUAACUCGGACCUGGAGAGAAAUGGCCUGUACCCGUUCACAGGUCUGCCGGGCUCUCGCCACUCCUGCAUCUACCCCGCCCAGUGGAACCCCUCCUUCAUUAGUGAUGAUUCACGAAGAAGAGACUACUUCUAACUGCUCCUCCUGAAACACACACACGGAAAACUCACCGUCUCUCAUACUGUGAUGUGUCAUGAUGGUUUUCACAGUGAAGACGCUCGUGUGUUAGCUUCACUGUUUUUAAAAACCCAUUUGACCAUCUGCAUUCAGGGUUGCACAUUAAUUAUGUAAAUGUCUGUGUUUGAGUGUGUGAGUGUCUGUGUGUGUGUGUGUGUGUGUGUGUGUGUGUGUGUGUGUGUGUGUGUGUGUGAGAGAAAUACACAUUUUUGCAAGUAAAAGUAAGUUUGUGAUGAAUUCAGUGUUUUUGCAUGUUUUACCUCACUUACUUCAACUUGCAUGUACUUUACAUUACCGCUGUGGCGUUAAAGGUGGUGUCAUGUGUUUUCCUGUCCUCCAGGAAGCCACUGAUUCUCAUUUGUCAAGAAAAACAAUUUUGCAGACCUAUGAAAAAUGCGUAAAUGCACAAUUGAAAGUAAAAGAAAUAGAAAUUUAACUUUGUUUAUCAACUGUGCACAGAAAUAUGUGUGUGAGGAAUCUGGAAAAACACAUUUACAUUCUAUUCAAAACAGCAGUAUUAUAAACUAUAUGUGAUGUGUCCCAAAUAGACCAGAACAUGCAAAAAUAACAUUGAUGAUGUAUGGUCCUUUAAGUGCUGAAAUAUGAAUAUGUGCGUGCCACUGCUGUCGUAUGGAAAUGAUCCGUUUCUUCAUAUUGAUGGAACAUGAUAAUAACAAACCACUGAAGGUUGUAAGUUCAUUUUUACACCAGCGUAACGUGAGGAUCGACUUCCUGAUCUGAUAAUGAUGUUUAUUUAUUCCCUGUAUGUUGAUAUCCUGUAUAUGUAGCUGGUGAACAUCUCAUUCAUACACACUGACUGGAGGGGGAAAAUAUGUUGCUUUAAAUGCGUGUGUGUGUGUGUGUGUGUGCUCGCGUAUGUCCUCUAAGUAUUGAUGAUUGUGUGUGUGUGAGGAAUAAUGAACUGUAUACCAGAAUGUUUUUAAGUGUUUGAAUGUAAAGGUGUAUAAUAAUUAGAUAUUUCUGAUGAAGUGCUAUUUUUAUGUAUUUUUUAUGAUAUGUGUUUUUAUGAUCUGUUGACUCUGGCGUUUUAGUCAGACGUGCUUAUUUAAAUAAAAAAUAUAUCAGAGCAUUUUGUCUCUAAUGAAAUUA